Molecule: messenger RNA, 1257 nt
Organism: Pocillopora damicornis (cauliflower coral)
Lineage: Eukaryota; Metazoa; Cnidaria; Anthozoa; Scleractinia; Pocilloporidae
Product: ubiquinol-cytochrome c reductase complex assembly factor 2
Biological process (GO): mitochondrial respiratory chain complex III assembly
Cellular component (GO): mitochondrial matrix
Source: RefSeq, a predicted model, not a curated record
GUCCGAGCAACCACGCAACGUGAGCCUUCUAUCAGCGGAUGUACGCAUAAAUUCAACAUGGCGUCAAGGCAAGCGCUCGCACCUAAACUUUAUAAGAGGUUUCUGCAAGUUUGCGAGCAAUGGCCAGUCGACCAGAAUCGGUUAGGAAGGGAUCUCGGAGAACAUCUGAAAGGGAAUCUUGUACCUCGUAUAAAGAAUUCCCAGAUAGACCCAAAAGAGGCUGAAAAGAUGCUGGACAGUCUCUUAAAGAUUAGUUCAAACUACUACAGAAAUAAGUACCCCCGUCAAAAAGAAACAGCAUUUACUACAAACAAUGUACAGGAUUGUAAGGAGGCUGCCUCAUAUUAUCUUUCAUCAGAUUUUCAGAAGAAAUCAAAACAGCAAAGUUGGUGGGAAAGACUGAUUCGCAAGAAGCCAACUGCUAGUUAAAACAGUGAUCUAGUUGCACUGAGUCCAAGUAGUGAAUGGAGGUUGUGACUGGAUGACAAAAUCAUAGGCACGCAGCAGUUUUACUUUUGCCUGCCUCUCAACCAACUAGAUACAAAAAUGAAACCAAUAUUUAUAUUCUCAUUCAUGUUCUUUCCCUUAAAGCUGUUUACACUUUAUUAAUUCAAUAUAAAUCUAACUUCAAUAUUAAUCUAAGUUCUCCUUGUCUUCAGAUUGGUCUAUUUUAGCUUUGGUUUUAUGAAACCCAAUCAAAAAGUGCCUUUAAUGCUCUCCACAUAAAGGUUAACCACAGGGGCAGUGCUAGAGUUUAUCAAAAUCACAGAAGAACCACACUAAAUUGAACUCCUCGAGGAAACAAAAAGUGGUUGGAGUAAGCGGUCUGAAAGAUUGGGGUCAAAGGAAAUUGGAUCUUGUUCAAGUUACUGGGGAAUUUGAGUUAGCUGGGUUCUUCUGUACCUUCAAUCAGCAUUUUUUUUUCAUUCAAUUUAGGCAAUAAGAGGGAGCAGAAACUAAGUUAAUUAGACACAAUGUCCAAGAGCAGUGCUUAGCUAGACUGGAAUUCUUCUGAGAUUAAAAUAAGUUCAUUAGCAUAAAUUUUGACAUUUUGUAUCUUUUUUUGCUUUCAACCGGAGAAUACAGUCAUUUGGUAGCUUACCAAAAGGGGAGGUGGGGGAAGUAUUUUUUGUCUACUGGUCAAAACAUGGUAACAAGCACUAACCUUAUGUUUGAUAUUUAAUAACUAAUACAUUUUCUUGAGAUCUUGUUUUAAAAGGUUUGAAUUCAGGAUCGAAAUAAAGUCAUUUGAAAAUA